Messenger RNA from Brassica rapa (field mustard), 8764 nucleotides. Its product is annotated as F-box protein At2g38590-like. The record is from RefSeq and is a predicted model, not a curated record. NCBI's taxonomy places the organism in Eukaryota, Viridiplantae, Streptophyta, Magnoliopsida, Brassicales, Brassicaceae.
CCAAAAACAGAAGCUUUUCAAAGAUGCAUAUUGGUAAACUAAGGGCAGUAAAAGAAGGUGAGUCUCUGAUGAUCGCAAUGAUAGAUUACAAUCUAUAUCUCAUGAAGGUCACUCUCGUGGACAAUGAAAAUCCAUUUAUAGAGUGUAAAGGUAAACUUAACAAAUAAAAUAAGAUAUCUCAAGUUUUCCACUGUGACGGUUUAUUGUUAUGCGUCUUGGACGAUGAUGAUACCAAAGCUAUUGUUUGGAAUCCGUAUUGGUGUCAAACAAGGUGUUUAGAAUUUAGAUAUUCUCAUCGCCCAUAUAGACGGGACAUGUUCAGUUACGCUCUAGGAUAUGAGGACAAGGGUUCUUGUCCUAGCUACAAAUUCUUGAGGUUUAUAGAUCAGUGCGUUGACUAUAAGACCAGAGACGAAUUUCUAUGGUAUGAGAUUUACGAUUUCGACUCUAGUUUAUGGAAGUCUCUUGAUAUCACUCCACACUGGCGUAUACUAUGUCAUCAGCCUGGUGUGUCUCUCAAAGGAAAUACUUACUGGCCUGCUUCACAAAGAAACACAAACGAUGUGAUUGACGAUCACAUUAUCUGUUUCGAUUUUACAAGUGAGAGUUUUGGUCCCCUUCUGCGUCUCCCGUUUGACGCUGGUGAUGAGGACUAUGUGACUUUAUCAUAUGUUAGAGAAGAGAAGCUUGCGGUUUUACUUACGCACAACGAAGCAGGUCCAAUGGAGUUUGAGAUAUGGAUUACUACUAAGAUUGAGGCCGAAAAGGUGUUGUGGAGCAAGUUCUUGAGAGUGUUAGAACCGGAUCAUAACUCUCUGAUUACAGGUGAUAGUUUCUUUAUUGACGAGGACAAGAAAGUCGCCAUGGGUUUUGAAGAAGACUACUCCAAAACUUUCAACAUUGCUGGAGAGGCUGGAUACUAUAAAAAACUGAAAUUCGUAGAACGUUUAGGGGGAAACAUACACUGUAGGGCAAAGGCGUGUUCUUAUGUUCCAAGCCUAGUGCAAAUUAAGCAACCUGCUGCAGUAGGUAAAAGGAAACACCAAAACGACUUAGAAAAGCAACGAUGUGAUCAAAACAUGUCGAGCCUUGUCUCACUUAAUAAGCGCGGCACGGUUUGGUGGUAAUCUGCAGGAGGAAAACACGGUUUGGUUUCAUCUUUUUCUUAUAUAUGUUACAUUUUUUUGGAUGAUGAGUUUUAGGGUUUAAUUAUAGUUUUGUAUUACUUAGGUUUUCGACUUCUCCUCCAUAUAUAUAUAUAUAUCAUCUCUUGGGUUGAGGAAAUGCCUUGUCUUACUGAAUACUAAUAAAGAAUUUUCCACUUUAGAUGCUUUGUUCCAAUUAAAUUCAACAAAAUAAGAAAGCUUAGAUUCUCGAUAUAUUUAUCUACGUUGGAUCAGAUAAGUAACAGAAUGUUCUACGUUGGAUCACAUGUUCUAUGUUCACUGACUCUUUUUUUUUGUCACUAAAAUACUUCAAAUUAAAAUAGGCAUAAAGCCCAGCCCAUGAGGGGUCCAUUACAACAUAGAUAAUCUGAGGGUUUACUUUUCCAGAGCAUCAGCAUCCUCAUUGUUCUUCCUAACGAUAUGAGAAAAAAGAAAUUGAAACAAAUGCAGAUGAUAGAAGGUGGAUAUCCUUGACGAUUCCCAGAAAUUCCUUCCUCUGCUUCUUGUCGUUAAUUGAUCCAAUGAGCGUUAAGUUGUCGGAGUGAAGCCUGAGAUUCGCAAUCUCUUGGUUUCCUGCCAAACGGAGUCCCUCUCUGACUGCUAAAGCUUCAGCUAUCAGUGGUGAGGCGACGUGAUCCUGAAACGAUGAUCCUCUGGUAAUUUCCUUCCCCAAAUUAUCCCAUAAAAUCCAAGCUAAACCGGCUUUACAAGAGAUUGAAUCCCACGCCGCAUCUGUCUUAAUCGUUGUUAUGGUCGAGAGAGGGGGAUGUGGCGCCAUAUCUAUACUCGGACUUCGGCGUAGGUGAGUAUGAUAUUGAUCUAGAUUGGUGGCUUUAGGAUUCUUCAGUUGCGCUGCUCCCCAUUCUCUAGCUAGAGCUAAACUUCUUGAUGCUGUUUCCUCAGGUGAAGAUGGUUUGCCUUUGAAGACAAGCAAGUUCCGGUCUUUCCAAAUAGUCCAGCACACCCAAGGGAAUACGGUUGUUGUUACUCCUGUGGGGGGGGGGAGACAGAUUGAUGUACGAAACCGGACCACUGCUGUAGAGAAGGUGUCUGCUGCAGCUAUGUGAACUGCUUCUUUCAGAGGUAUUCUAGACCAGACUUCCUUUGCAAAUGGACACAAGAGGAAAAUAUGUAAAGGAGAUUCAAUUUCCUUGCAUCUUGGGCAUCUCACGUCUGUAAUGCCUCUUCUCUGCAAAUUUUCUCCUAGAGGGAUCGCGUCCCGGAGCACCGACCAAAGGAAAGUCUUUAGCUUGGGGGAACAAGAUAAGUUCCACACGUCCUUGAUCCAAUUAAACUCGUUUGGUGAUACUACUUCCCUUUGUUCUCUAGAACCGUUUGCAACUGAAUUGUACCUGGAUCUUGUUGUGUAGAUACCUGAAGGAAGAGGGUGCCAGAUGAAACUGUCUUCAGCUCCUACUUGACUUGGUUGUAGAUUCAAGAUUCUCUCCUUGAAUUCAGGUACAAAUCUUGCAAUUCUCUCCGUAUUCCAUUUCAUAUCAUCGGUGAGUAGAUCCGAGACUCUCAUGUCAGAGCUUCUUCUUGUAUAGGUCCGCAUAUCUUCACUUGCUCAUCUAGGGACAGCCAUGAGUCGCUCCAAAUCUUUGUUGUCAUACCAUUGCCAAUGGAUUUUCCUAAGUUCUAUCGUAACAGGUUUCUUCCUUGUAUAAUCCCUCUCCAUCCAUGAGAGCAAGUUGCCGGGAGGUCAACAAUCAGGAAAUUCUUUUUAUGGCAAUACUUGCCACGAAGUACUCUUGCCAGUAAGCUAUCAGGUACAGUGAUAAUUCUCCACGCAAUCUUAGCCAGUAGUGCCUGAUUGAAUAACUGAAUGUCUCUGAAUCCAAGUCCUCCCUCAGCUUUUGAUUUAGUUAGUUUGCUCCAUGCUACCCAACUCAUCUUCCUUUUGUUAUCUGAUCCAUCCCACCAGAACCGUGUGAGCACAGAUUGGAUCCGCUUAUACAUACUCAUUGGAAGCUCAAAGCAAGACAUUGGAUAGGUUGGGAUUGCAGUGAGGACCGCUUUCAACAUAGUCAAUUUGCCAGCCUUGGAGAGGCGUUUUGAUGACCAACUCAGUGCUCUCUGUCGGAUUUUGUCCACAAUGGUUGUGAAGAGGUCUCUCUUGCGCUUUCCAAAGUUCUCAGGUACUCCCAAAUACUUGCCUUCUCCUCCCUCACUUGAGAUUUCUAGAAUUCUUUUUACUUCCUCUUUGUUUGCUGGAGGGGUUUGCUUGGCGAAGGUGAUCGCUGAUUUGUUUUUAUUUAUUUGUUGCCCUGAAGCUGCUUCAUAACUUGUAAGUAUCUCCUUCAGUUAUUGGCAGGAGGCUGGAGAUGUGGAGCAGAAGAACAUUGUAUCAUCAGCAAAUAGCAAGUGGUUAACCUGUGGGCUUCCUUGUGCGACUCUCACUCCCUGUAAGGUUCCUUCUCUUGCUGCCUUUUUACACAAACCUGAUAGGACCUCUCCACAUAGAAUAAAGAGGUAGGGUGAGAUAGGAUCCCCUUGUCUGAUUCCUCUACUUGGUUUGAUUAGUCCAUACACACUGUCAUUGAUUAGAUAAGAGUAGGAGACUGUAGAAAUACACUCCAUAAUCCAGCCUAUCCAUUUACUGUGAAAACCGAGUCUCUCCAUGACCUUUGCCACAAACUUCCACUCCAGCCUAUCAUAAGCUUUAGACAUAUCAGUCUUCACUGUCAUGGAGCAUUGUUUUUUAGCAGUAGUUGUUUUAAGAUAAUGCAAAACUUCAUGGGUAAUCAGAACAUUGUCUGUGAUCGAUCUCCCGGGUAUGAAUGCUGAUUGGUUCUCAGAUAUGAUGGAGCUCAACACUUUCUUGAGUCUUAGGGAUAGCAGCUUUGAUAUGAUCUUGUAAUAAAUGUUACAGAGCGCUAUGGGUCUGAAAUCUGUUGCGGUUGUUGCUUCCAGGUUCUUCGGGAUCAAUCUAACAUACGUAUGAUUGACUGUCGCAGCAAGGGUUCAUGUCCUGAAGAACUGCUGGAUUUCUCGACAUAUUGCUGGGCCGGUUAUCUCCCAGUUUGAUUGGAAAAAUGCAACUGAGAAUCCAUCUGGGCCAUGGGCUUUAUCCGGGUGAAUGGCGAAGGUAGCAUCCUUUAUUUCCUUACAGGUUGGGUUCGCAGUUAACAUUACGUUCUGUUUUUUCAGUAAUGCAGGGACUCAGGGCCUCCUCUAUAAUAUGCAUUCCAUCUGAAGGUGAAGACGUGAAGAGCUUGUUGUAGUAAUCACUGAACACUUUUGAGAUUUGCUCCUCUUCGUAACAAGGCAGACCAUCAUCAUCCUCUAUAACUGACAUCCUGUUUUUUGCCUUUCUUCCUUUUGUAGAGGCGUGGAAGUAUCCCAUAUUUUCAUCUCCCAAAGAUAACCAUAGCUGCCGACUUCUCUGCUUCCAGAAGUUCUCCUCCUCCUUGUAGGUAAGCAUCAGUUUCUCAUUUAUCUCUCUGAUUAGCGCAUCAUUUGGGAUAGGGUCUGACAUCGCCACGUCAAGAUCACCCUUUAACCUUUCUAGAGCUUGUCUACUGUUCUCAUAAAAUAUUUUACUCCAUCUACAUAUAGCUUUGCGACAUAGAGACAGUUUUUCCUCAACCUGAAGGUGAGAGUUGCUUUCCCAUACUUGCUUGACAAUCUCUUUGAUCUCCUGAUUGUCUUUUAGUCUUCUAUCGAACCUGAAGAUUUCAUUCCCCCUCUUUUGUCUAGUGUCCAGGAAUGAGAUCAGUGGGCGGUGGUCAGAGCCCUCAUAGCGCAUGUAUUGGCUUCGACAAGAGGGGAAGAGGUCUGACCACUCUGUGUUACAAAUGGCUCUGUCUAGUCUACAUUGGACCAAGUGAGAGUGUCUUUGCCCUCUCCAAGAAUUGAAACUUCCGCUGUGCCUUAGAUCGAAGAGGUCAUGUGUAGAUAGGAAAGUUCUAAAUGCACUGAAAGUACCCUCCGCUCUGUCAGGUCCUCCACACUUUUCUGAGUUGUCAAUAAGUUCGUUGAAAUCCCCUGAUAGGAACCAAGGAGAAGAGUUGUCUCCUUGUAGGUUUGAUAGAGAAUCCCAUACUAUUUGUCUUCUUGACUGAUCUGGUUCUCCGUAGACAAAGGUUGAGUGGAAGGAAACACCUUUAAAGGAAAUGUUUGUAUCGAUGUAGUUUUUAGUAGCUGAAUUGACUGUGAGAGCAAUGUCAUUUUUCCAGAUCAGAAUCAGACCCCCACUUCUUGGUACUUCUGGUGGCACCGUAAAAUAGUUUUGAGGGUUGAGCCAUUGUAGUUGUUGCAGGGUUUUUUCAUCUGAGUUUUUUGUUUCCAUUAAGAAGAUAAUGUCGGGUUUGUUUCUCUUGUGUAUCUCCUUAAGUCUCUGGACUGUUGCGGAAUUCCCCAAACCGCAACAAUUCCAGCAUGCUAUGACUAAGGAGCCGGGUGUGGAGCAGCCCGAAAAUCCUCCUUCUCUCUAGUCAUUGCAGGGAUGAGUUGGAUCACUGGGUUGCUCGUCCAAGAGGCACCUUCGAUGGCUGCUUUGGUGGAGUAGUUCCUAUUCUGCACUGCGCUGCUUCUUCUAGCAGGUAAAUUCCUUAGACUUGAUAAAUUUCUCUUUUUGGAGCUAGCUCCCCUCAGUAUAUUUGGGUUACCAGCAGAUGAUCUUGUGGUUGCAGGUUUCAUCCUUCUUCUGCGUGGAGUCUCUCUUCCUUUUUCCUCUAUUCUGCUACGAGUAUCUUGGUUGUGAGCUUCAUUCAUUGCCUCUGAAGGAUCGUUUCCCAUAAUCUCUUCAUUAUGGCUUUGUUGUACCACAGGGAGGGAACUUGAUGCCAUGAUUUCUGCUACUGUUUCUUCUACUUCCCCACUUGCUUCUCCCUCGAUUACUCUCCGACGUCUUGCUGCUGCUUCAGUUGGGUCCGUACAGCUGAGGUAUUGGUUUGUAGCUUCCUGUAUAUCCUCCAGAACUUGCUCUGCAGUUUGAGUCUGAGGGCCUGUGAUAUGUGUGAUUACAGGGGGGGGGGGGGGGGGGGGGGGGGGGGGGGCUCAGGGGGGGUGAAAUUUUGUGGUCAGAAGACGGUUCACAAUCUCCUCCAUUUCACCUCGUGCAUCUCCAGCAAGUACUCAUAUACGUCUUGCCGCCGCUUCAGUUGGGUCUUCACAACUCAGGUACUGUCUCGUAUACUCUUGUAGCUGUUCCAUGAUCUCUUCUCUGGUUUGAGUUUGGAGGUUUACGUCUAGAUCCUGUAAAGUUUGCUCUUGUGGAACAGGGGGAGCAGGAGCUUGUCUUGUAGAUGUUGGGGUUGAUUCCUUUUGUCUUGUGUCAAGGUUCUGUUUAACUCUCCACUCCCUUACGUCCUUCUGAGGGAACAAAGGUCCUCUACGGGAUGAUUCGUAGGGAUGAUGUCUUCUUUGUUUUGUGUACUGGGGGGAGGAGUACUCUGCUUUGUCUUGAGGCUCAUGACGACUCCUUCUAGCGUACAUCUGGUGAGGUGAGACUUGUUCCUUCAACGGUGGAGGGUUUCUGGUAUGUCUGGUGCUGAUUCUUUCUCCAUAGCUUCUCCCAUGGCGGUCCACUCGUUUACCGAAGUCGUUGUGAGAUCUAUACUUCUCCACGUUUUCACUUAUUACCCGUUUGGGGUGAUUAUCAGACUGAUAUUCUCCCAUGGUCUCUUUUGGUGGAAUAUAGCUUUCCACUUCAGGUUCCAGAUCUUGACGCUUUUGUUGAUUACAGGGGGGGGGGGCUCAGCGCCUUGGGGGUGAAAUUUUGUGGUCAGAAGACGGUUCACAAUCUCCUCCAUUUCACCUCGUGCAUCUCCAGCAAGUACUCAUAUACGUCUUGCCGCCGCUUCAGUUGGGUCUUCACAACUCAGGUACUGUCUCGUAUACUCUUGUAGCUGUUCCAUGAUCUCUUCUCUGGUUUGAGUUUGGAGGUUUACGUCUAGAUCCUGUAAAGUUUGCUCUUGUGGAACAGGGGGAGCAGGAGCUUGUCUUGUAGAUGUUGGGGUUGAUUCCUUUUGUCUUGUGUCAAGGUUCUGUUUAACUCUCCACUCCCUUACGUCCUUCUGGGGGAACAAAGGUCCUCUACGGGAUGAUUCGUAGGGAUGAUGUCUUCUUUGUUUUGUGUACUGGGGGGAGGAGUACUCUGCUUUGUCUUGAGGCUCAUGACGACUCCUUCUAGCGUCCAUCUGGUGAGGUGAGACUUGUUCCUUCAACGGUGGAGGGUUUCUGGUAUGUCUGGUGCUGAUUCUUUCUCCAUAUCUUCUCCCAUGGCGGUCCACUCGUUUACCGAAGUCGUUGUGAGAUCUAUACUUCUCCACGUUUUCACUUAUUACCCGUUUGGGGUGAUUAUCAGACUGAUAUUCUCCCAUGGUCUCUUUUGGUGGAAUAUAGCUUUCCACUUCAGGUUCCAGAUCUUGACGCUUUUGUUGAUUAUCUUUUUCUGGCAGAGAAGGGCAUAUCUCGCUUCUCUGGGAGAGGCAGAGGCAGAUGGAGCAGUGAUUUUCCAAACGCUCAUACUCCAAGGUAAUCUUACUCUCUUCUCCAGAUCCAUAUUCAAUAAUGUACUCUUUGGUGAGAGGUUUGAGGCCAUUUACCAACACUCUAAUUCUCGCAGAAGUCUUCGUGAGUUCGUAUUUUUCAUAGGUUCCCAGCUCCUUUCCAAUGUUACAGACCAUGGUCUCAUGCCAGAAAUGGAGUGGUAGGCCCUUUAUGCGAACCCAUAAACGAAUGAGAGAGGGAAACGUCUCCGAGAUAAUUGGUUCCCAUCUCUGGAUGAUAACCAUCCAGUAACCGAAGUGGUAGGGUCUGUUAUCUAAGACAUCUCUCAGGUCUUCUUCCUUCUCAAAUCGAAACUGAAAGCAGUUAUGGCCUAGAUCUGAACCCACGACAUCUCCUUGUAUGUUCCAUUUCCUUGGGAGAGAGGUAAUGAGCGUCCUUAUCCUCUGUUCUUGUGGGUUGGUAAGCCUCAAUCAGUGUUAGUGAGUUAUCUUCAAUCAGAGCCGAGGUAUCCAGAGAUGGAGCUCUGAUUCUCUUAACCUGCGGUUCAGCAUGGUCAGAGGCUAAACCCUUGCCUUUCUCAGCCGCAGUAAGUCUUCUUGCCAUAGCGUCUAGUCGACUUCGAGCUCGUAAAAGGAUUUUACGAGGUUUCAGGAUUGUUGCUUACAGAACACGGAUAACGUCAACAGAAGCCUUGCUUGCAAAGGGUCUUGAAGAAUCAGGGAUUUGCAGCCAAGGUUCUUCAGUGUAGAUUGUAGAACUUUUUCUGCUGGGUUGUUGUUUCUUGGAGGAAGCUUCUUUUGGCAAACUUUUAGGGUUGAUGGGGGUUGCGUAGUGGUUUUGAUUUGAAAAAACUUUCUAAACAGAGGAAGUUUAGAGAGUUGUCACCAUCCUUGAAACCCGUGAAGCCUUUUCCUUGUCAAUGCCUGGGGACUCGUGCCUGGGAGAGAAAUCUCGACCAGCUCACACUAUCUGGUCGAACUUUGUACUAAAAUAAAAUGCCUAUGUUCACUGACUCUAUCAAAGAAAUUACAACUGUAACAGAAGUUUCCCCUAUUACCUCAGACACUACUGCUAAAGAGAAGUUCUCUAGCUGCAGAGAUUGUUCCUUUUUCAAAUAGAGUCCCAGCUCCAUAUUCUGUUCA